CACCUUGGUCGGUUCAAUGAAUGGAUAAUGGCGGCUCUCUGCCUGGCAACCACGUCAACACACGGGUUGUACACCAGCUCUGUACUACACGUCUCUUGCCAACAAUCAGUUGACUCACGAUCAGAAUGGAGCACGACCCGAAAUCGUGUACAUGCCCUUGCCAUGUGCAAUGCACACAUCACAGCAGCAAUGCCAGUAGUCGUCAGCAGACUCCAGAGGCCCCAUGCACCCAAGCCAUGGUGCUGAUCCGGUUUGCCGAACACAAGAUUCAGAGGUACCUGAACGCCAUCACGAGCGUCAAGUCCAUCAUGAAGGUCUAUGGAGGCAAAUCCUUCGGGGUUGUCGACCAUCUAAAGAGAUGUGACAGCACUGGUUGGAUUGAUGGCUACCUGAUCGGCAUCUCCGUGUUCGGGGACGUUCGAGGAGCAAAGGACUGGUACCGGUCAGAUGUGUUCUGUAAUCAGCACGACUGGCUUGACGAUACUGACAUCAUCGUUGUGCAGCUUAGGCAACCCGUGGUCGAAUACCCGGACAAGCGGUCAGUCUUCAUGAUGGGCAACUAUAUCAUCAAGGACGAGAUCUGUUUCCAGAGUGAGUUCAUGGACAAGGUCAACCCGAUCUUCAAGGGAUCAGGAGGCAAUGUACUCGCUGAUACAACACCUGAGAGACUGCAUGGGAACUGGAAAGCGGGCCGCUUCUACUUGGUGCAGUUUCCAAAUGAGGCUAGCCUCCACCAGUUGGAGAACAAUGAUGAGGUGAUGGCGGCAGAUGAGGUUCUUAAGAAGACUAGCUGCGCCUGCACCGUGAUCCUGAUGACGGACACCAACAUGCCGGGCACUCCAAGCCAUCGAAAACCCAGUUACCUCUAAAUACUGACAGGAAUUCAGCAAAGUUUCGACUGAACUUGCUAACGUGCAACAUGUUGAAACUACUGUAAAUUGUACUCCGCAACAUGGUGUCCUCAAGAUCCGAUCAUUCGAUCAUUCGAUCAACACAUGACGAAACAGUAUGUUUAAGGGGUUAAUCCACAGGGUUACAACUAUUUUCAUGUUCCCCUGAUGAUGAGAUCCCAGAUUGUUUACGAGAUGUGGUUUUGUCACUUGGCUCGUCUCGGACUGUUUUGGAACUUUCUCUACCAUAGCCAAUUGAUUCGAGACGAAAUUAGCAAUGUCGGAGUUUACCGUCAGUUCCUUUAAAGGUCUUUGCUUUCGAAAAAAAGGAUAUUUGGAAAAAGUAGACCGUGAUUCCUGUAGAAAGUGUAAAAAUUAAAUUGAUGUUUAUUCACUUUUAUUCCGUCCAUUUUAUACGAAUUGCACGUACUCUUUUUACUUCGGACAGUAGGUGGUUCAGUAUGAUUAAAUCUCGACAUAAAUUUAAAA
Messenger RNA from Lineus longissimus, 1379 nucleotides. RefSeq lists its product as uncharacterized. The transcript has 6 exons. The record is from RefSeq and is a predicted model, not a curated record. Lineage: Eukaryota; Metazoa; Nemertea; Pilidiophora; Heteronemertea; Lineidae. Bases 126 to 869 code for a protein of 247 amino acids.